Molecule: messenger RNA, 1714 nt
Organism: Oncorhynchus gorbuscha (pink salmon)
Lineage: Eukaryota; Metazoa; Chordata; Actinopteri; Salmoniformes; Salmonidae
Product: DNA/RNA-binding protein KIN17-like
Exons: 11
Coding region: 146-1351 (401 amino acids)
Biological process (GO): DNA replication; DNA damage response
Cellular component (GO): nucleus
Molecular function (GO): double-stranded DNA binding
Source: RefSeq, a predicted model, not a curated record
GUAAAUUGAUGACGAAAUACCCACGGAAGCGGCAGAAUUUUUAGGAGGAAGGAGAAGAGCAUAACAAGAUUUGAACGUGUUCGAGGCUUAUUUCGAAUUUAAAUAAUUGUUUUGCAUAUGUUUAUGUAGACGAUUAUUAUUUGACAUGGGGAAAGAGGGUUUUCUAAGCCCAAAGGCGAUCGGGAAUAGGAUUAAAGCAAAAGGUCUUCAAAAAUUGCGAUGGUAUUGUCAAAUGUGCCAGAAACAAUGUCGAGACGAGAAUGGCUUUAAAUGCCACUGCAUGUCCGAGUCCCACCAGAGACAACUGCUGCUGGCCUCGGAGGACCCCAACAAGAUCAUGGACAACUUCUCACAGGAGUUCAAGAAUGACUUUAUUGAGCUGAUUAAAAGACGCUUCGGAACCAAGCGAGUGCAAAACAACAUUGUCUAUAACGAGUACAUCAAUGACAGAGAGCAUGUCCAUAUGAACUCCACCCAGUGGGAGACUCUCACUGAAUUCACCAAGUGGCUGGGGAAAGAGGGUUUUUGUAAGGUGGACGAGACGCCCAAAGGCUGGUACAUCCAGUACAUCGACCGCGACCCAGAGACCAUCCGGAGGCAGGAGGAGCUGGAGAAGAAGAAGAAGCAGGACCUCGAUGACCAGGAGCGCAGUGCCAAGUUCAUAGAGGAGCAGGUCCGCCGAGGCCAAGGAGGCAGGGAGCCAGAGGAAGCACCGGUUUUCACUGAGUUGAAACGAGAAAGUGAUGAAGAGAAAAUUACCUUCAAUCUGGCCAAGGGCUCCUGUUCCUCUGCAGAUGGCCCAUCUAAAGCCAGUGUGGCCCUGGGUCCCAGUGCCCUUAAGGCAGCAGGAUCAGGGAAACGGAAAGAUACGCCCUCCACCUCAGAAGCCAAAGAGAAGAAGAAGAAGUCGGCCCUGGAUGAGAUCAUGGAGAUGGAGGAGCAGAAGAAGAGGUCUGUGAGAGCGGACCACUGGCUGCACCCCGGCAUCGUAAUCAAAGUUGUUACCAAGAGACUGGGGGAGAAAUACCACAAGAAGAAAGGAGUCAUCAAGGAGGUGCAGGAUAAAUACACAGCCGUUGUGAAGAUGAUUGACUCGGGUGACAAACUGAAACUAGACCAGAAUCACCUGGAGACGGUCAUCCCUGCACCAGGUAAACGGGUCCUGGUUCUGAAUGGUGUGUACAGAGACACAGAGGCCCUACUGGACUCCAUAGCCGAGAGAAAGUUCAGUGCCACCCUCACACUUGACUCGGUAAGGACCAGGGACAAAAUGGCUCUCGUCAUGCAUCAGUUUCUACCGUUUGGUGGUGGAAUAGAUGUUUGGUAUAGCAAAUGCUUUUGGAUGAUAUGAAUGGUUCUUAUUUUCUCAUACAAGGGUGUGUUUUUCUUCCUCAGGGUCGGAUGAAAGGGAGGAGGGUGGACGGGAUUGCCUAUGAGGAUUUCUCUAAAAUGGCCGGAUCUAUCAUGACUUCUGUUACAUGACAGCGUAACCCAAGAGCCCCUACCCUGCCACUGAGGCCCAUCAGCCGGGAGACUCUACUGUGUCAGAGUUACUUUCUCUAAAUAUCCCAGAAUGCAUUUUCUAUGGAGGUAUCACUUCCUGACUUAGCCAAGCAAUGAUUAUGGGGGGGGGGGGGGGGGGGGGGGGGCAUUUUCUUUUUUAGUUUUCUUUUGUAUCGUUAUUCAAAUGGUUCUCUACAAAUACAUUUUAAUG